AUGGUUUACGAUUGGGAUGGAAAGCGGGAAAUCUGCUAUCAAAUGUACAUCAAAGAUAAAAAAGCUUUGGAGGAAAUUAUGGAGUUCAUGAAGAAUGCCUAUCAAUUUGCGCCUAGUAAGCGGGCUUUUCAGACGCAGUUCAAGCGAUGGGGGUUUCCAUCAAAACAAAACCCAGCACACAAAAAUAUCGACCUUGUCGCUCGUGUCAAGCAACUGUGGGAGCGAAACACGAGCCAGCGAGAUAUGCUUCGGAUCUUGAAUGAGGAGGGGUUUGAAAUUAAAGAAAGGGAGUUGAUGCGCGUGCGUGCAAAAAACCGCUGGCUACUUCGCGUUCCCAAUGGGAUGAAAUCCCAAACAAACACACAGACUCUAAUACAGCAACCUGAAGACGAGGGCCUACUUGCUCUACAGCAGGAAGUAUACAAGAACGAUGUGCCGUUUGAUGAUGCCGAUCCUUUUCCUUCGGAAUCAACAGCGCAACAACCCCAAUCACCUACACUGUCACCCGAAGUGAUCGCGAAGCGCAAAGAGCGACUUGAGCGCCUGAAGGCAGAGAGCGCAGAACGUUGGGCCGCCAGAAAACGCCGUCGCCGCACGCGGGGGUGGGCUGGAUUACCAGCUGAUCCACCUGGGCCUCCUCGGUUUCCAUCCGAGACAACUAUCGAUGAAAGUAAAAAGUAUCUCAGCUUAGACAAUGCUAUGUACCGUCAACUUAGAGAUCAAUUCCAGAAGAUCUGCGAGGAAGCGGGCUUCAUCAAGAAAACUGUCGCAGGGCCAGAGAAAUGGCAGGAGGCAAAAGAUAAACUAAUACACGAAUCGCCCCAUCUUCAGCAGAUAUUCUAUUCUGAUCCAAAUCAAGUUGAUGCGAAAGGUCUUGCCCUCGAUGUUGUGUGUACGGAUGUCACUAAACGCAUGAGAACCCUUGAGAGGCGAAUGACCAUCGCUGAGGCAAAAAACGCUCUCGGAGUCAACCCAGAAGAGAGCCGUCAAAUACGGAAUGCAUUUUACGACACAUUGAAGGCUGAUCAUUUUACAAGCAAGCUAGAGGCCGGUGAUGAACACUGGAAGGAGCUCAAGGAAAGGUGGAUCCAAAAUUCCGAGCUGCUUCAACAAAUUCUAGCUCCUGGUCCUACAGAUCCAAGACACACCAUGAAGCUAAAGGCUCUUGAGGUUCUUUGUCGCGAUGUUAUGAAGCGACUUAGGGACGAUCAGACAAAGAGGGAUCCGUCGCGUAAACAAUCCGCUCCCCAUGCUGACACUCAGAGCCCUGUGCCUCACAACAACCACGUCAGUAACACAUUUGGUAAUGAUAUCAGUAAUGGAAUCAGCACACUCGCUUCACAAGCUCUCGCCAGUGCACCGAUGGCUUCAAGUGACCUGGGUGAUAUGCAGAUAGACCCAUCUCUUUUGCAAGCAGCCAAUGAUCCAUCUUUUACGGCGGCUACUCAGCAUGAUGCAAAUUCUUUUGGCUACGUGGAUCCCAUGUUGGGAUCGACUGUUCUGCAUACACCAGUAUAUCUUCGCAUCAGCCCGCAGAGUCAUCUACAUGGAGCCUCGAAAACAUGGGUGGAGAAGCUAGCCACAAGAUCCGUUGCUGAACUACGUCAGAUUGUCACUGGAAGAUACCCUGACUCGCUCGUCACAAGGAUUGAAGGCAUGGAUAAAGACGAAAAUGGGAAUGAGACACCCUUUUUGAUUGACGAAGACCAUGAGCUCGAUGCCUACUUAACCCAUGUGCAUGGGCGAAAAGCGUCAUUUCUCUUUUGCUUGAGCCCAACUUGA
Molecule: messenger RNA, 1782 nt
Organism: Aspergillus wentii DTO 134E9
Lineage: Eukaryota; Fungi; Ascomycota; Eurotiomycetes; Eurotiales; Aspergillaceae
Product: Clr5 domain-containing protein
Exons: 2
Coding region: 1-1782 (593 amino acids)
Source: RefSeq, a predicted model, not a curated record